Triticum aestivum (bread wheat) is the source of this 810-nucleotide messenger RNA. RefSeq names its product BTB/POZ and MATH domain-containing protein 1-like. NCBI's taxonomy places the organism in Eukaryota, Viridiplantae, Streptophyta, Magnoliopsida, Poales, Poaceae. The coding region runs from base 1 to 810 and encodes 269 amino acids. The record is from RefSeq and is a predicted model, not a curated record. Gene Ontology annotation, molecular function: protein binding. The transcript has 2 exons. Gene Ontology annotation, biological process: protein ubiquitination.
AUGGCGGCGCCCAAGAGCCCGGGGAUCUCGACGAUCUCGACCUGCACCCCGGAGAAGGCGCGGGGCGACCACGUGUUCAAGAUCGAAGGCUACAGCUUGUGGAAGGGCCUCGGCGUCAGCAAGGUCAUCCAGUCCGCGCCCUUCGCCGUCGGCGGCUACGACUGGCGGCUCAGCUACUACCCAGACGGCUACACGGAGGCCAGCAAGGACCACGUCGCCGUCUUCCUCGAGCUCCUGAGCAAGGACGCGGUCACGCGGAGGAGCCAGAUCGAAGGGUCGGCGUACUUGUACAUCCCCAACGACAUCCUUCUCAUUAAGUGUGACAUCACUGUUAUCAAGCUGAAGGAGGCACAGAUGCGGAAGAUCGGCAUGAGCUUUAAUAUCCAAGUGCCGCCUUCAGACUUGUUGCACAACCUUAGAAGUUUGAUGGAUGCGAGGGAGGAAUCGGAUGUGUCUUUCAAGGUCAAAGAUGAGUUUUUCACUGCCCACAAGAUCGUCCUCGCGAUGCGGUCGCCAGUCUUCAAGGCGGAGCUCUACGGGCCGAUGAGGGACAAGUGCGGGCAGGGGCACAUCAUAACCAUUGAAGACAUGGAGCCUGCUGUUUUCAAAGCACUGCUUCACUUCGUCUACACGGAUGAGUUGCCUCCCUUGGACGACCUCCAUGAUGAUGACGAAGAAGAAAUCGUAAGGCAUUUGCUCGUGGCUGCGGAUAGGUUUGUCAUGGAAAGGAUGAAGUUGAUGUGUGAAAGAAAACUUUCUGAGUUUCCUGAUGCCAAGACUGUGGCGGCCACGUUAGCUCUUGCGGACUAG